Capsicum annuum is the source of this 326-nucleotide messenger RNA. Its product is annotated as protein qua-1-like. NCBI's taxonomy places the organism in Eukaryota, Viridiplantae, Streptophyta, Magnoliopsida, Solanales, Solanaceae. The transcript has 4 exons. The record is from RefSeq and is a predicted model, not a curated record. The annotation marks the transcript as partial.
UGAUGGUGUUGAUGAUGGUGAUGGUGAUGAUGGUGAGGAUGGUGACAGUGAUGACAGAGGAGAUGGUGAGGGUGAUGGUGGUGAUGGUGAUGAUGGUGAUGGUGGUGAUGGUGAGGAUGGUGAUAAUGGUUGUGAUGAUGGUGGUGAUGGAGAUGGUGAGGGUGAUGGUGGUGAUAGUGAUGGUGUUGAUGAUGGUGAUGGUGAUGAUGGUGAGGAUGGUGACAGUGAUGACAGAGGAGAUGGUGAGGGUGAUGGUGGUGAUGGUGAUGAUGGUGAUGGUGGUGAUGGUGAGGAUGGUGAUAAUGGUUGUGAUGAUGGUGGUGAUG